Messenger RNA from Sebastes umbrosus (honeycomb rockfish), 6944 nucleotides. It is a transcript of the gene npas1, whose product is annotated as neuronal PAS domain protein 1. The transcript is spliced from 15 exons. Gene Ontology annotation, biological process: regulation of transcription by RNA polymerase II. NCBI's taxonomy places the organism in Eukaryota, Metazoa, Chordata, Actinopteri, Perciformes, Sebastidae. Gene Ontology annotation, molecular function: DNA-binding transcription factor activity, RNA polymerase II-specific; protein dimerization activity; RNA polymerase II transcription regulatory region sequence-specific DNA binding. The record is from RefSeq and is a predicted model, not a curated record. The coding region runs from base 1842 to 4244 and encodes 800 amino acids.
AGAGGACCUGCUCUCUAUGUUCAUAUAAACGUCUCUUUCUUAGCUAACGAAAACACAACAAUUCUUAUUUUCAGGUGAUUAAACACUAAAGAAAACAUACUUAUUAAUAUUAUAUUCCAUUUUUGCCAAUAGAUCCCCUUAAAUGUUUCACACUGUUCCUUUAAGUAACUAAAUCAAAAUAUUAGAAACUCCUAUAAUUAUCAGGUGAUAUUAGGUUACAUGUCAGCUACAAAACAAGACCAUACAAAACAGAUCUGGCAAUCACUGCUUUGGUAAUUGAGUUUUCAAAAGCAACAUGAGACAGCAAACAGAGUUUCAAAUAAGCUAAAUUAUCUGUGCCCAACUUGCAGGUGCAUCGUUAAAGAAAAUGCAAAAUUAUUUAGUGGGGAGCAGCGUUGAAAAUCAUUACAACUGUAUGCCAUAAUCAGAAAAAACACAACUCUCAUAAGGAUACAGGAUGAUGGACACACAGUAGUGUACAGGGGUUUAGCAAGGGCUGCUAAUUGGCAACCUAAUGUGACCUUUGUAACCGUGUUUGCGAUGCAGAUUUACUUAUUUUAAGGUUGUUUUGUGAGGUGGUUUACAUGGUUUUGUCGGCCCCCUUUACUGCUGUGUGAUCAUAUUGCUGUAAUAUUUCCACGCUAUCUUUCCAAAAGUGGCUAGUUUCGCUUCAUCGGGUCAAGUGCACACGCUGCAUAAUGCAGAACAACUCCGCAGAGAGCCCGGAGUUGUGAACCCAAUUUUGCAGACACCCUAAUUUAAAGGACAGGGAGACAACAACAUGAUUCUGUGGGACUUGUUCUGCUUGUUGUGGAGAUUACUUUGGAGGCAGAGGGCAUUGUGUGGAGAUGAUAGUCGGUGAGGAAAAAAAAUAAAACGCCGAGCAGAACUGAUCCCACUUUACGCUUUUAGGGUCAGUGGUCGAAGUGGGCGCUUGGCCUCCGGGUCCCCGCGACAUGGAUCAGGGGCCCCGACGUAUAUCUGCUGAUUACAUCUCCUGAAGUGGAAAAAAUGCAAAUAAUAAAUGUAUGAGCAACGUGCUUGUUUUUUUGCUUGAUUAAUUAUGCCGUUUAAUUCCAGAUCCACCACGCCGCUCCACCGUAUAAUUUCCCAGUGGUCUUGGCUGUUUCUUCUCUCACAUGCGCUCUCUCCUUUUUCUUUUUUUUUUCCUCAUUGCAAAAUGAAUCAUGGAUCCAACCGUCUGCACCCGGGGGAGAGCGGCGAGCUGGCGAACGGGCUGACCAAUCAUGAGCAUCAGAGGCAGACACACAGACGGAGGGAGCCUUUUGUUGUGUGUGCUGCACUCAUCAAGUUAGAAGACAACUACCGAUUUGGCCUGGAGAAAAUUAAAAGAUGGAGAGACUCAUCCAAUCACACUGUCCAGUGUUUAUCUGAGUGGGUGGCGGAGUCUCGGCCCCAUUCAUAAUGUCAACUGGGACCAUGACCGCUCCUCUAUUCCCAGCCUGGCCAACCCUCUCUCAGCCUCCUGACAGCUCCAGGCAGGAUGCAGAUGAGGGCGAAGGUCGUCUCCGUAGCGAUCGACCCCACCGCCCCGCAGUAUGGCACUCUGACUGGCACAGCUUGAGGUGCCGGCGGAGGUGGUGUGGUGGGGGGGCCACCGCCAGGGCAGAGCAGGGGCUCCGGGAGAGGAGGAGGAGGAGAAGAAGGAAAAGAAGAGGAGGAAGAAGAGGAGGAGGAGGAGGAGGAGGAGGGAGACAAAGUGGAUCAGAUCAACAGCAGCAGACUGAACGCUGGAAAUGCCCGUCAGGUCUGAGUCCGUCACAUCCUCAGCCAAUCAGAGCCUUCGUUAACAGCGGCGUCGGCACGUGAUUGGGAGAAGGAUGGCAACCAUGCCGUUUGUCAGCGAGGGGAAGUGUGUGAGUGUGGAGUGGGAUUUCCUACAAGGACUGCUGGCCAAGCCUCCCACCCUUCCCUGUCUCCAGAACCUGCGCAAAGAGAAGUCUCGCAAUGCGGCUCGAUCGCGGCGGGGGAAGGAGAAUUUCGAGUUCUUCGAGCUGGCCAAGAUGCUGCCUCUGCCCGGCGCCAUCACCAGCCAGCUGGACAAGGCCUCGGUCAUCCGGCUGACCAUCAGCUACCUGCACAUGCGCACCUUCGCCAACCAGGGAGACCCGCCCUGGCUCCCUCUGAUGGAGGGAGACAGCAACUGCAAAGUACGACGAUCAUCUCGUUCUCUGGCCACGGACAUGUUUGAGCUGCACCUCGGGGCGCACCUCCUGCAGUCUCUGGAUGGCUUUGUGUUCGUGGUCAGUCAUGAGGGACGUUUCCUCUACAUCUCAGAGACAGUUUCUAUCUACCUGGGACUCUCACAGGUGGAGCUGACCGGCAGCAGCGUGUUUGACUACAUCCACCCGGCGGACCACGUCGAGAUGGCCGAGCGGCUGGGGAUCAGGCCGCACCUGAGGGCCGAGGCCGGCUGCCACACGGGGCCCGAGAGUGCUUCCAGCUCCGCGUCCACCUCCUCCCUGGCCGGCACCCCUGAACCCGCUCCGUCUAGUCCUCAUUCCACUGUUGACGAACCUCUCGACCGCGGCUACUUCAUCCGCAUGAAAUCCACGCUCACCAAAAGAGGCCUGCACGUCAAGUCUUCUGGAUACAAGGUAAUCCAUGUGACGGGACGAAUCCGCUGCCGCCUCGCACUCCCGGGCUCCGCUCGCUCAGUGCGUCGACCGAUGGGUCUAGUCGCGCUGGCACACACCCUCCCGCCCUCCACGCUUAACGAAGUCCGCAUGGAGAGCCAGAUGUUUGUCUUCCGAGUGAACAUGGACCUGCAGGUCACAUAUUGUGAGAACAGGAUCUCAGAGUAUAUGGAUCUGACCCCGGCUGAGGUGGUGGGACACACCUGUUAUCACUUCAUACAUGUAGAAGACCUGGAAAACCUCCGGCAGAGCCACGAGGACUUGCUGAGGAAAGGCCAGGUGGUGACCAAUUACUACCGCUGGCUCCAGAGGAGAGGAGGCUACCUGUGGAUCCAGUCCAGCGCCACCGUCUCCAUCAACCACAAAGCCCCCCACGAACGCAACGUCAUCUGGGUCAACUACGUCAUCAGUCGAACAGAAUUACCCGACACUCCGCUGGAUAUACUGCAGCUACCAGAGAACGUAAGAGCAGAACGACUUCGAGUUAGCUCGACCCCCACCGACAGCGCCCCACAGGCCCGAGGCUCACAGCCGGCGAAGAGCUCAGCGGGGAAGAGUGACCCCGACACUAAAGGCAGAGAGAAAUUCACCCCCGCCGCCGUCCAAUCAGAGGACAGGAGGAAGCGCCUGCUGAGGUCCGACCCCGAGGGCGCUCCUCCUGAAACCCGUCGCCGACUGGAGGAGCUCCGUCACGCCGAGGAGAGUGUGUCGGCCUCCUCAGAUUUGGCGAGCGAGAGCGAGGGGGAGGAGGAGGAGGAGACGGAGUGGGACCAGGGGGGAAACAGUGACAGGUUGAAACAGGAAGACGGUGGCGGAGGAGGUAAACUGAGUAGGGGUGGAGACGCCCCCUCUAGAGGGGGGGAGAGGGGGAGCAGGGUGCACAACGGCCGGGCUGUGAUCCAGCAGCUGAAGAACGUGGUGACCCCGUCUCCCCUGCCUGGCAGCCCCAGCAUCAAGACUGAACACGAAGCCCUGACCACCGGAGGGCGUUGGGGGUCACACACACAACCCUCCCAGCCCCAACCCUCACACGCACACACUCCCUCCAGCAGCCUCAACGGCGACAGCCCCACCACCCCGAUCCCUGACUCUUCCUCCAGCAGCGAGGCCCCUCCGAAAGGGUUGUUCACUCCCCCGUCCCCGGCUCUGUCCCCCGCCAUGUCCGUGUCCUCCCCGCUGCCCCGCGAGGACCGGAUUUUGUCGGGGGUGGUCAGUCGGAGCGGCGGUGGUGCUCCUGACUUUGAGCUGCUCCAGAGACUGGCUGCGGGCGGCGCAGCGGGGCGGGUCCUCUUCCACCCCCUCGCCCUCGGCCCGCAGGGCCCUCAGAGCCUCUACGCCCCCAGCACUAUCCGCUACGCUCCACCUGAGCUGCCCCCCUCCCACCACCACGGCGUAGAACACAGCGAUGGCCUGCAGCUACGCUCAGACCACCACAAGGGACCCCCGCCAGCCUUCUUCCCCCACCUACAGCGGUUGGCCGGCUUGCCACCCUUCAGUGGUUUCUCCCCGUCUGACAGCCCUUUCUCCUCCGGCCUGCCCUUCUGUAUGAACGGACUGAGGGGGGCCGCCGGCUCCGAGGAGGACUGAGACUCAGAAGGGAGGAGAGGAUGUGGAGCAGAGUGACAGAGCAGAAAGAGAGAUAUUGAAAAGGGCAGGAGAGACAGAAAGUGGCAGGACAUUAAGCCUCUAAGGACGUUACUAAUUGGACAAUGAGUUGAAUAACUGCGGUUUAAAACAUGUGACAAGUCGCUGCCACGGGGAAUUAUUGUGUCCGCCCAUCAUGGACAAGUGACAGUGACUCUCAGAGAAAACGGGACAUGGAAACUUUUGACUGGUUGUCCCUCAAGACUUUCCGUCUGCGCGACAAUAACGAACUCUGCUCUGCGUCUUUCUCCUGACGACUGUGUUGAUUUCUGUGUCUCUUCCACUCAGAGAAGCCAUAUUGUACAUAGAGACAAAACCAUAAAGACCCUCAGCUCACAUCCUCCUCACUGUCUGUCACUCCAAUUAACCCGAUUAACCCUAAAGCCAGUAGAAAGAGACGGACACUCGUCUGUAGGAAUGAAAGCGACUUUGGAAUAUAAAUUUUUAUUAUUGCAGUAUUAUACGAAUCAUCUCUGACACGGAGAUCCAGGUGAAGAAUUUAAUUAUAGGGUUUCCCUUAAAAUAGACGGAGAAAGCCCUCUGGUGUUUUUGUAUCGAGAUUCAAAAUGAUAAUGAUAAAAAAAGUAUUCAUCAGUCAGCCAUACUUAAAGCACACUGUUGGGACAAAAAUAUGAAUAAUGUCGUCCCAGACAUUCCAUUAUAUAUAUAAGGGAAAAAAUGCAAUGCAGACAGGACGCUAUAUUUCUGUUGUUUGAUCAUAGGAAGGUCAUUUGUUUAACUGAGUAUUAAUUAUAGUAUAUUCUGUAUGAUGCUGCGGCUGUGUUUGUGUAUGAAAGCCAUAUUCUUGUUUUUUUUAAGGUUUAUAUUGAAUUUUUUUCACCAGAUAAAACAGAUGGAAAGAUGCUGUGAAAAUUGUGUCUAGACGGACAAAAUAACGUUGUUUUAUUGGAUGUACAAUAUCAUCCAUAUACCUUUUUUUAUUAUUCUCUAAAAAAAGAUAUUUGAAAAAUGUUUUUAGGAGGGGAAAUGGUGCUGGACACAAGUGUUUAUUAUCAUUUUAAACCUUUCCGAGCACUUAACUGAAAUUUGUUCUGGUGUGAACUCAAAGCACUUCAUCACUUAGCACUCACUGUGUGAUCCUGUUAAAACAGAAAACAAUGCAAGAGUGGUCACUAAUAUGGUAGCCUGACCACAGCGUAGUGUAGUGGAGGGGAUAAAUGGUCAUUUAAAAAAAGGCAGAUGAAUAAACAGACCACGUUAAAAGAAGACGACCAUAAGGGGUCAAUAAAAAUAACCAGAAUUAUUCUGAUAUUAGUUUCAGUUCAAUUCAGUCAACUUGAAGUAAAGUUUGAAAUUCAAAAGUGGAAAUAUAAAACACUUUAAAUUUAGAUUGAUCUCACUGAUUGAUUGGACUUCCUCUCAGGACUGAAAAUCAAACAAACCAAUACAAAACACUUUUUAUAUGAAAAUAAAUAAAUAAUUAAUCAGUUUAUUGGUUGUCUAAAAGAUGCUCAAACAAUUGAGAAUCUUCAUUCCAAAAUGUGAUAUUUAACAUUUGAAAAUGUUAAUCAAUACAGCCAAAAGCAUUAUUAAAAAAUUGUGACAAUAAUAAGCAAUGAUAUAAAUACUCAGAAAUAAACAUUAGAGAGCUCUCUAGCACUUUGGAAUAAAAACUGAUCUACCAUGUGAUCAAAAUACACCUACAUUUAUAAAAAUCAGUGGAAAACCAAGUCUUGAAAAUGAUGCCAUGAAGCCAGACACUGUUUGUAAGUUGUUUAUUGUUUCGCUUCCAAAAUUGAGAUUAUGGUCGACUGUCUGAUCUGAGAGCUCAGUUUAUGUGGAAAACUUAUGUGGGUGUCUGAAAACACUUUUUAUAUGAAAAAAAUUAAAAAACAGUUUGUAUUUAAUCAGUGCAUUGAACUGAAGUGACUCACAAACAAUUUGGUUAUUGUUAUUACUCAAACAAUUGAUCAUUUUCAUUCCAAAAUGUGAUAUUUAACAUUUGAAAAUGUUGGUAUCAAUAAAGCCAAAUGCAUUAUUGAAAAAUUGUGACACUUAUACGAUAAUAAUCAAUGAUAUAAAUACUCAAAAACAAACAUCAGAUCGCUCUCUAGCACUUUGGAAUAUAAAGUUCUUCAAACUGAUCUACCAUGUGAUCAAAAUAAACCUAAAUUUAUUUUUUAAAAAUGAUCAAAAGUGAUGCCAUGAAGCCAGACACCGUAUGUAAGUUGGUUUUUUUUGCUUCCAAAUUGAGAUUAUGUUCGACUGUCUGAUCUGUGCGCUCAGUUUAUGUGGAAAUCUCUGAUGUCUGACAGAAAAAAAAGAAGAAGAAGAAGAAGCAUUUCUAAUCGUUCAGAUCCGACGUGCACUACGCACCCACACUGUAGCUGUCACAUGCAAAUAUGUGUGAGCGCACAUACUCUCGGGUGUUUAAUGGUAUAACGUGUGUGUGUGUGUAUGAUUGCGUGCGUGUGCUUGUACAAGUGUGUAUGUUUUUUUUUUAUUUUUUUUGUUGAAUUAAAUAGCUAACCCUUUGCCCAUCACUGUGAAUCUAACGUUAUCCUCCCAUCUUUGUGAAUACUCCAUCCGCUCAUCAAAUAAAAUGAACAAAUGUAAAAAGAAAAACAGUGAAAUACAGAUGACCAUAACAAUAAAAUAUUCCAGUAGAGGAGCACAACUCAA